AUGGUCCAAGAAUUUGAAAUGACAGAUAUUGGAUUGAUGGCUCAUUUUCUUGGCAUUGAAGUGGCACAAAGAAAAGAUGGAAUUUUUAUUUCCCAAAGUGGCUAUGCCGGGGAAAUUCUUAAAAGAUAUGGAAUGAAGAAUCACAAUCCAAUGAACACUCAUGUAGACAGUGGAGUGGAACUCAAAAAAGGUACAAAGGCAGGUGAUGUGGAUCCAACUUAUUUCAAGAGCUUAGUUGGAAGUCUUUGCUAUCUUACUUGCACCAGGCCAGACAUACGCUAUGGGGUAAGACUGAUUAGCAGAUAUAUUGAAACAACGGAUCAGUCACACCUUUAUGCAGCAAAGAGAAUUCUUCGCUACAUUAAAGGUACAUUCGAUGAUGGUUUAUUCUAUAAACCAACUGAUAAUUUCAGUCUUGUUGGCUAUUCAAAUAGUGACUGA
Messenger RNA from Camellia sinensis, 441 nucleotides. Lineage: Eukaryota; Viridiplantae; Streptophyta; Magnoliopsida; Ericales; Theaceae. The record is from RefSeq and is a predicted model, not a curated record.